AUGGCCUCGCAUAAUGCCUUCACAUCGCCUUCUCGGCAAGCAACGAGUCGUGAUGCUUUCGUCAUCGAGUCCUCCUCGCCUGAUCUACCCCCUUUCAAGGACCUUUUGUCUCAAACAUCCAAUGCAUCGAAGCAACUUAGCAAAGGGACAACGAGGAAAGGCUCGGACAUUACUGCAUCGAAACCCCCGGCGACUACCAAAGAACGUAAAAGGCCGAAUGCCUCGACAUCGAAAUAUUGGAAGUUGACAUCGUCUAUUGAAACGCCUGUGGUCAUUGAUGACACACCCCCUACCGAAAAAUAUCAUAAUUCUCGGGUUCAAUUUCCAAAUGAAUCAUCGAAGCCUGGCCCUUCCGAUGUCUUGGGCCAAGGUCACCGGUCACCAGACCAGCCUUGGAAGGCAUACAAAAUAUCACCGCCUAGAAUAGAAAUGGAAGGAGGAAUAAUGUCGAGGCCUCCGAGAUUUGUCUCGAACAUUCCGGAUUCAGAAGAUUGCGUCGUGAUGGUGGAUGAAAAUUCUAAGUCAAUCAUGGAAGGUCAACCUCUCGAAACGCCCAAAUCGCACCCUGAAAAGAUGGGCGCAAAAGAGGACCCAUCUUUGCCACUCAAUCUGGAGCAGGCCGUGGCUCGAAGAUUGGACUGGACUCCUCCAGAAACAAAGAAAGCUAUUUGUGAUAAUUUGGCGUCAGUAUUUGAAAUCGGGACAUCUCCGUUUAGGGACGAGGAGCAAGUCACAGGGUUGAAGACUAUUUUGGCUGGGUGUGGAUAUGAAGCGCCAGAAGAAAACUAUAGGCCGAUUCCAAAUGCCGAGAAUUCGGGAUUUCUGAACAAGCGCAAGCUCAUCGAGCUUGUCCCUGCUACCAGCGCGAACUCCACGACUCCUGAACCCCAAGAAGAGUCCCCAACGAAGCCCAAGGCCCCCAAGAAAAAGCCCCGCACCAUUACUGAACUGGCCACUGCUGCGUAUAAGCUUCCGACCAAUGACGUGGUUGCCGAAGCUUCUGCAACAGUCGCCGGAGAGACUGAGAGCAAAUCUACUGAUCUUGCCGGCCCCACUGCCAACGGCAAGGCGAAAUCGAAACCUCGCAAGAAAGCAGCAAAGCCAGCCAAAAAGAGAGAGCCGAAAAAGGCUGUCCUUCUCUCACCGAAUACCGCCUUGAAAGCGGCAGAGAAUCAAAAUUUUCUUUUCGGUACUUCAAGCCAACUUGCAAGAGAGCAAUCCCCCACGCUCUUGCGUCAGAUUCAGGCGGCUAUGAAGAGUUCAGUCGAAUUCGAUGAUUCACACAUCCUGGACGUUCCCGUUAAUAGCGACUUGGUUGAGCCCCAGGUACAAAAGCCCAAAUUAUGGGAAGCAGCUGCGAGGAAUUUGGACGGAGACUUGUUUGAUGUAGAAAUUGUAGACCUUGUGGGAAACCCGUCAAGCCCCCCACAAAGUGAAGUUCCCAAAGAUCCAUUUGGCUACAUUGGAGCCGAGAAUGAGCCCUCACUACCACCACUGUCAGGGAUAACUACGGAUCGUGUCGACGAGACUUUUGAGACUCUUUCAGACAUACUACCACCCACCAACCCAAAAGUAUCAGUACCCGAAGACGAACCGAGCCCCUUUUCCAGCCGUCAAGUAAUUGACACCGAUGGCCAGAAACCGAAAGACGUGCCCGGAGUCCAGUCAGGCAAAACGUCAUCAAGCGCAAGCAAACUGCCUAGCACUGGGUUUGAAAGCAAUACACCACAAGACCCAGAAGCAACACCACCAUGUCCUUCAUAUGAGCUUUUCACGGAUGCUCAACUUGCAAAGGAAUUUGCUUCAUAUGGAUUUAAACCAGUGAAGAAAAGAGCAGCUAUGAUAUCACUUCUGGAGCAGUGCUGGCGAAGUAAAGUUGGUGGGGCUGGGACUAGUGCAAGGACUCUAACCACCUCAGCAACUGCAUUUCAUCCCAGAGGCAACCCAAGCCAAGUGACGGAAAAGCCGCCAAGCCCCAAACGGCCACGAGGACGUCCAAGGAAGAGUCCUACUCCUACGAUGGAGCAUGAGCAAGUACCACCUCCAUCGGGACAACCGCCUUCCUCGCCACCAAAACCUCGAAAAGCAACUAGAAAACCGAAAUCGAGCGCGGCAUCGCUUAAAUCGAAGCAGCCGGUUGAUGCUGUUCCCACCCAGGAAUCUCCCAAAAGAGGGCGCGGCCGGCCAAGAAAGUCGCCGCCAGUUGGCCUAGAGACUGGAUCCGCUGCGCCGAAGCCCAAGAGUUCUACAACUAGAACCGUGAUAGAGAUUCCAGACUCGGAAUCGGACAAUGAUGAUAACUCAUCAAUAUCUUCAAGUUCUUCACCUGAAUUAACAUCAUCCCCACCACCCAUGCCGAUGGAUCUAUCUGCUUCUAUCAACGAGGAUACGGAGCUAUCCUUAUCAGUAUCUAAUAGUGAGGACGAGGCAUCUCUUUUUGAAUAUAUAUCUACGGCGGUGGUCACGGCCCCCAGAUCAACAGACCCAGCAAACCCGAGUUGGCAUGAAAAGAUACUGCUCUAUGAUCCAAUUGUGCUUGAAGAUCUCACAGCAUGGCUCAAUCUGGGACAGUUAACACGGGUUGGGCGUGAUACUGAAGUGAGUCCUGGGGAAGUAAAGAAGUGGUGCGAAUCGAAGAGCAUUUGCUGUUUAUGGAGGGUGAACUUGCGGGGGAAGGAGCGAAAGCGAUAUUGA
This is a messenger RNA of Clonostachys solani, 2694 nucleotides long. The record is from the annotation of a GenBank genome assembly. Lineage: Eukaryota; Fungi; Ascomycota; Sordariomycetes; Hypocreales; Bionectriaceae.